Molecule: messenger RNA, 4846 nt
Organism: Tachyglossus aculeatus (Australian echidna)
Lineage: Eukaryota; Metazoa; Chordata; Mammalia; Monotremata; Tachyglossidae
Gene: SCAMP5
Product: secretory carrier membrane protein 5
Exons: 9
Coding region: 271-978 (235 amino acids)
Biological process (GO): protein transport
Cellular component (GO): trans-Golgi network membrane; recycling endosome membrane
Source: RefSeq, a predicted model, not a curated record
CCUGCAGCUGGAGCUGCAGGAGCUCGUGCUGCUGCUGCAGCGCCUGCAGCGCCUGCAGCUGCACCCGUGCAUCCUCCCCCAGGCGUUGCACCCGUCUCCCUGCCUCAGGACGCGCGCUGGCGGAUCUUUUCUUUCUACUCAGAUUGGACUGUUCUAGAGAGCAUUUGGGUGUUUGUCCAGUGGCUUUUGGGACAAGGAACGUUGCUGAGGACUGGAGUGGUGAGCAAGUCGCGGACCAGCUGACCUGCGCACUAGCGGGCCGUCGCCACCAUGGCAGAGAAAGUGAACAACUUCCCCCCGCUCCCGAGGUUCAUCCCCCUGAAGCCAUGUUUCUACCAGGACUUCGAGGGCGACAUCCCCCCACAGCAUCUCACCAUGGCCAAGCGUCUUUACUACCUCUGGAUGCUGAACAGCAUCACCUUGGCAGUGAACCUGAUAGGUUGCCUGGCAUGGCUGAUUGGAGGCGGCGGAGCGGUUAAUUUUGGACUGGCAUUUCUCUGGCUCAUUCUCUUUACACCCUGCUCCUAUGUCUGCUGGUUUCGCCCCAUUUACAAAGCCUUCAAGACGGACAGCUCCUUCAGCUUCAUGGCUUUCUUUUUCACCUUCAUGGCCCAGCUAGUGAUCAGCAUCAUCCAGGCUGUGGGCAUCCCAGGCUGGGGCGUCUGCGGCUGGAUCGCAACCAUCUCCUUCUUUGGGACCAACAUCGGGGCCGCGGUGGUGAUGCUCAUCCCCACCAUCAUGUUCACAGUCGUGGCCGUCUUCGCCUUCAUCGCCCUUAGCAUGGUUCAUAAAUUUUACCGGGGAAGCGGAGGGAGCUUCAGCAAAGCCCAGGAGGAGUGGACCACGGGGGCCUGGAAGAACCCUCACGUGCAGCAGGCGGCCCAGAACGUGGCUGUGGGGGCCGCCCAAGGUGCCAUGAACCCGCCUCAGACGCAGUACUCUGCCACUCCCAACUACACCUAUUCCAAUGAGAUGUGAGCCGCCCGACACAGCGGCGGCGUUGACGGGAAUGGGAAAAGGGGGCAAGAGGCCAAGCUGAGACCACUUCGCACCAUCUCGGUGAUUGCCUGUGGGGGGGAGAGGUCCGUUCUUUUUCUUUUAUCUCCCUUCUACUUUGUAAAAAUAUAUAUUAUAUAUCCCCCCUCCCACCACCACCACGCCCACACACAGACACACCCACCUCUCUCUCCCCUCUCCCCCAUCUCCCGGGUUUUCAGUUCUCGGCAUUUGAAGAAGUUGUGAGUCAACCUGCAGGACAACUGUGCUGUGCGGUAAUGCCUGUAUGUUUGUGUUUCCUUGUGAAAUAGUGUACAGUGGAGAUUUACCUUGUCGUGGUGGUAGGUGUGUGUUUAGGACUAUAUCAACUAAGAAACCCCCCAAAACAGCCAACAACGUAUAGCUCACCGGACGCUGUAUCUGCCAGGAGCUAAAUGGACCUCUCUUCCUGGUUUGAAGAGGGAUCAGGCCAACCCGCUUGCAUUGUCUUCUCGGGGGCCGGGACCGAUCUGAGAGGAGAACGGAACUAACCCAUCCCAACCCAGGAGUUUCCCUUUGGGCCUGUGUGCCGACGGCCCCCUCCAGGACACCUGUCCCCCUGAGGCUGGGAGGAAUGGGAUCUCAGGACCCUCGUCUCCUGGCAUUAGCCGAUAAGUUUCACCCUCUUGGUAAAUGGGCCUUUUAUCCCUUGACGUACUGUCAGUAUUAGAGUGCAGUUGGUUAGUGCAACUGGAGCUCGGCGGGCACAGAUGCCAGGGAGGGGUGGUGGCUGUCCCCUUGGGGAAUGGGGUCAGCCUCCCCCUUCGCUGUCCUCCCUGGGGCUCACAGGGGACUUCUGAUCCGGAGAAUGGCGGCAGGUGUCUUCUGCCAUACGACGGAGAGUGAUGUUUCCCUUCACGGGAAUCGGGAGGAAAUCGGGAGGAGCCAAUUUGGUGGGGACGGACGGGUGGAUGUGGGGGAGUUGGCGGGAGGAAGGGGGUGGAGAUGAGUUCGCCCGGGAGCCAGGCUAGAUUCAGCAUGUGCGUCCUUGUACAGAUGCGAGAAUCCAGGCCGUGCAGAUGUGGGAGGGGAAGGGAUCCUGCUGGUUGUUGACCUCCGGCCAUUCUAACCGACACGUGUAUAAAAGCCCAGCUUUUUGACUGGCAAACGCCAUCCGAACACUCCCACUGCACUGUGGGAACUGACAGCAUUGUAGGAAAGUGAUCCUUUGGAAAGGAAGUUCUUCCCAAUUUUUUUCCAGAAAGUAGCCCCUGCCCAAUCUCUUUCCCUUCCUUCUUUUUCACUCCAACCACCGAACUUCCCUACAAGAGUUUCAGUCUGUCAGCUGGAUGUCAGGCCUCGGACUGGGAACCUCACUGGCCUCUUUGAGAUUUGGCAACCGUUGACACUCCUGCCACCGUCUCCUUAGGCUGAUCCCGACUUUCUUAUGCAGGACUUUGUGAUGAGUCCUAAGCAGGGCAAAAACUCUCCUUUUAAUGGAAUCACUCCUUGCCAGUCGCUACACCCCUUCGGGACUAGCCUGGAAGAAUGCAUCUCGAAUAGAAAGGAAAUCUAGUAAUCAUUAAUUUAUGUGGGAAGACUAGGCCUCUCUGACCAGCUGAACCAGUUCUAGUUAUGGUGCCACAGGCCAGGAUGCCGUUCCUCUGGCAACAGGAAAGAUUGGUUUUGGGCCUGGUCCUUACCAAAAGCCUCAGAGCCUGAUCUAGGAGGGCUUCACUGCUUCUUCUCUGGAAGGGAUUAGAUCUCUACAGAGGAGGUGAAAGGAAGCAGAGACCUGCCAAGGCUUGCCUGCCCAGGACCCACCCCUCUUUGAUUGGGUCUCCAAAGUCACUGGGAGAAUUGUCAACCUGACACUGUCAAGGGGAGUGAGAUAGAAACCUCUCCGCAUCUGAGAAUUCUCACCAGCUAAACAUUCCUCAUCCCAAGAAACCCAGGGGAGGGAGAAGAGCAUGUUUCCUGGGAAAUCUCCCCGAUUUUUGUUCCCUCUUUCGAAACCAAGGAAACUCCGGAUUCUCUGAAUUUCACUCCUGGGAUACCCCUGGAUCCCACUGCCUCUCCCCUUCUAUCCUACCUUCCCGAAGGUGCAACCUGCCCAUCGUUUAUCAGCCCCAGAGGGCAGGGUCUAGCUAAACCUAGUCUCUGGUCGCCAGAGAUGUAGGCAUUUUCCCAUCUGGCAGGCGUGGGCACGUAGGCCUGUCGUUUAGCCCAGGGGAAGGACUUGGUCCUCGGGGAAGUGCUGUUUUGGGUGCAGCCAACCGCAGCGGACAACUUUUAGAACUGGAAAGCAAAGCAAUCCCCUUCCAUCCUCCCCUUCAUGUCUAUAUUCCAUUUCCCUACCGUGCACUGAAUUCUGUAUAGUACCGGUUAGUAUGCCCCCGGGACAGACUCUGGAAACCCUUGGAGAGGGAAAAAUCCAGAGUUUUAGUUCCAUAGGUGGCAUUUAAAGACAUCCAUUGUCAGAUGUGGCUGUUGGCUUUAACUAUGCUUCUCUCCCUAAGCUCCUCCCUGCACUCAAGCUCAUAUUCUGCUUGUUGUCCAACAAGUCUCUGGGUAGAGCUUGGAUGAGUCUGUCUGGGUCAGAAGUCAACUGACAUUGACCUUCUGAAAGGCCUUUUUCUGCCCCGGUUGCCAUACCCAUCUCCCGACAUUCUCGAUCCUUCCUUUUGUUCCCCUUCUCCCUUUCCAGCAGCGAAACCCCAGCUGAUAUCCGAGGAAAGACCCCUCGCUUAGCGGUUUGAGCCGGAAAUGGGAGCUCCUGGAUUCUCAUCACGGGCUGCCAGGGUAGAGCGCUUCACUUUUCUGGGUCUCCGUUUCCCUGCAGGUCCAGUAGGGCUUCCUGCCUGAGUUCCUCUAAGGAGGAUCGUGAGCCAGGAACACGAAGUAAUAUCUGCAACAAGAUACAGUUAGUUGUUGGAUGUGAAGAAAACAGGCCAGUAGAUAAAACUUGUUCUUUUUCUCUCCCUGGAUCUCUGAAAAGGGCUAUUUCCUUUUCAAACUGGUCCGGUUUUCGGCCCCACUUCUGCUUCCUCUCUUGGGAAAUGGCAGUAAGAGCCCAGGUCAGGGCCCGGAUUUCUCUGGUGCUGUUGAUUAUAACUCAUUUGGGUCUGGGUGCGACUGGUUUGACUUUCUUCUUUUAAGCUGAAAUAUCUGCUUUUUCUCUGGAAAAGAAAGAAGUCACGAGAUGGGGGUAACUCCCUCUUCUCUGCCCAUUCCUAGAGGGCAUUCUCUCCAACUGGGACUUGAGGUCAGACUGGAUUGACUCCAGUUCUCUCCCCAAAUUCAAUCCACUCAAACCCACUCCAGGUCCCGGGCCCACCUGCUGUAUGGGGGGAGGUGAUUUUGAGGAAGAAUUGUCCCAAGAACUGCUGGGUAGUUACCUAUGUACGCUGAGCGUCAACUCAACCCACCUGUGCUUUGUAAGGGAAGGCCAAGCCAACUUAACCAGUGGGGAGGGGGUGUAUUUCUAGGGACCAGUCUUUGGACACCCCUCUUUUGGCGGGGGUUUGCUUGCCGCAUGAGGCCUGACUGGAGUUUGGACUCACUCGGGACUCCCCUGCCUUCCAACAGGGAAAAGAAGAGCAAGAAAAUGGGAGGAAGGAGAUGUAGGGAAACCAGCGUGAAUGAAUCCCACUGUGGUGUGGAUGGUUACGUCUCUUUAUUUCUAGACUAAUGCCUUUUUUUUUUUUUUUCGGAAAUACUAAACUGGAUGGAAAUUAUUUUUAUGUAACUUGGGGCCACUCUCACGAGUCAACUGAAAGGCUGCUGUUUCCUCCAAGCCAUUCCGCAUCUGUUCCUGAUAACUCAGUCAAUUCUUGAAACUGAUUAACAAUAAAUGAAAAUCCUGAUUGCU